Messenger RNA from Lichtheimia ornata, 867 nucleotides. RefSeq lists its product as uncharacterized. Lineage: Eukaryota; Fungi; Mucoromycota; Mucoromycetes; Mucorales; Lichtheimiaceae. The coding region runs from base 1 to 867 and encodes 288 amino acids. The transcript has 6 exons. Gene Ontology annotation, molecular function: oxidoreductase activity. The record is from RefSeq and is a predicted model, not a curated record.
AUGUCUGCUUCCGACCGUCUCAACACUAUCAAGGGCCACUUGUCUGGUAACUAUCCUCAAGGUCUUUUGGCUGGCGACGUUGCUAUCAUUACCGGCUCUGGUCAAGGUAUUGGUAAGAGCACUGCUGAACUCUUUGCUCGUGAAGGUGCUCUUGUCACUGUCACCGAUCUUGAUGCUGCCAAGUCUGAUCAAGUUGCUGCUGACAUCAACGCUGCUGGUGGUCGCGCCAUCUCUGUUCCCGGCAACGUGAUGGACCCUGCUUUCCCCGAAAAGGUCGUUGAGGAAACCGUCAAGGCUUUCGGCAAGAUCAAUCACAUUGUCAACAAUGCUGGUUACACCCACGAUGGCAUGCUUCACAAGAUCAACGACAAGCAAUGGGAAUCCAUGCUCACUGUUCACCAAACCGCUCCUUUCAAGAUCAUUCGUGCUGCUGCCAAGUACCUCCGUAAGAAGGAUGGUGAAAACAAGUGCAUUGUCAACAUCUCCUCUACUUCUGGUCUUCAUGGUAACGUUGGCCAAGCUAACUAUGCUACUGCCAAGGCUGGUGUUGUUGGUUUGACCAAGACCGUUGCCAAGGAAUGGGGUCUUUUCGGUGUCCGCUGCAACACUGUUGCUUUCGGCUGGGUUGAUACUCGUCUCACUCGUGCUAAGGAAGCUGGUACUGCCAUUGAAAUUGAUGGUCAAAAGGUCGCCCUUGGUGUCCCUACUGCCAACCGUUCCGCUAAGGUUAACCCCUAUGCUGAUAUCCCUCUUGGUCGUGCCGGUAACGCUGAAGAGGUUGCUGGCUCUGUCAUGAUGCUCUGCACUCCCCUUGCCACCUACAUCACUGGUCAUACUCUUGAAGUCACUGGUGGUCGUGGUAUCUAA